This is a messenger RNA of Xyrichtys novacula (pearly razorfish), 3738 nucleotides long. Lineage: Eukaryota; Metazoa; Chordata; Actinopteri; Labriformes; Labridae. The record is from the annotation of a GenBank genome assembly.
CUUAUUAAAAAACAAUCAUCCUCAUGACACCAAAACCUUAUUUAUUUAAAUAGAACAAUGAUUCAUUAACAAAUUGUCUAAUUUAUGUGGGGCAGAGGUGGAUGUAGGUGCAGAAGCUCCGCCCAGAGGCGUGGGUGUACGAGGUGUGACACAGUUUGAGCCGAAUACAAACUAGAGCUGACGGAGAGUUUCUGCCAGUGUUCAUCUCCUCAGUGAGUGAGUCUAAAUCUGUCAGGUAAGACUUUUUACUUUUAUACUUCUGUCAUUUAUUACACAUAUGGUAAAGGCAAAGUUUUUAGCUAAUACCUGACAGCUUGAUGUAAACAGAGCGCUAACAAGGUUUUCUUUAUGAGUCUUUAAAAUGGACCUUGUGUUUAUAUCUGCUGUCUGUUAAACUUGCAGCAAAAAUAACAAAACUGAGUAGAAAAAACUUCAAACCUCACUUAACUUUGUACACUACAAAGACUCUUUGGUUAAUUUUACACAUGGUGGCACUUUUUCUGUUAUUUCUGUCUUUCAGCUGUUUUCCAUCUCAUUUGCUUAUUUUUCAUGCUGCUCUAAAAAAACAUAGACCCACCUUUUGGGGAUAACUUCUAUUUGCAUAAGGUGAAUAACCAGGGGCUUUUUCCCUUUCAUCUAAAUAUUUUCUCCUGUUUUCAACCAACAUUGUGGUCAUUGAACAUCACUAGAAUAUGAAUGAUCAUAUUCAAUACAUGAUCUGUGUUUUAAUGUGUCAAUUAAAGGAUUAUAAAAGGACUUUUCUCCUACCAGAGGCUGAAGGAUAAUCCCUUUCUCAGGAUGACGCACCAGUUCCCUGCACUCUCCGAGGCCCAGAAGAGGGAGCUGCAUGAGACCGCUCUACGCAUAGUUUCUCCAGGGAAGGGCAUCCUGGCUGCAGAUGAGUCCGUAGGUCUGUAACAUUACCUUUACUGAACUUGCAGGACACCUCUUCACCAUUGAUAUCUACUGCCCAUCCAGUGGAGAACUCAUUCAAGUCUGAUAUGAUAACUGCUAUCUACAGGCAGCAUGGCCAAGCGGCUGGCCCAGGUUGGAGUGGAGAACACGGAGGAGAACCGCAGACAGUUCCGGCAGAUUCUCUUCAGUGCGGAUGAUCGCAUUAAUGGCUGUAUUGGGGGGGUCAUCUUCUUCCAUGAGACGCUGUAUCAGCACUCUGAUAACGGCGUCCCUUUUGUCAAAAUGAUCAGGGACAGAGGCAUCAUGGUCGGCAUCAAGGUGUGACUAUUCAGAACCAAAUAACAUAUUCAUUUGUUAUAUUCUCAGGUAAAAAGUUACUGGUUAUGGACCUGCAUAUGAAGAUUUAGUUUGACUUAUUUGACUGGUUGGUUUCCUAUACCUCAGGUCGACAAAGGUGUUGUCCCCUUGGCAGGGACAUCCGGAGAAACCACUACACAAGGUCAGACUGAAACAACUUCAGAUCAUGAUACAUGCAUAUACAUUAGAAGACAUUAUAAUGAGUUUUUCUGUUUCUUUUUGCAGGUCUAGAUGGUUUGUCAGAGCGCUGUGCACAGUACAAAAAGGAUGGAGCCGUCUUUGCAAAGUGGCGUUGUGUCCUCAAAGUCAGUGAAGUCAAUCCAUCUAAACUGGCCAUUGCAGAAAAUGCAAAUGUGCUUGCACGCUAUUCUAGCAUUUGCCAGCAGGUUAGGACUUCAUGCUGUUCGGCUAAAUGGUCAAUUAAAUACAUCUUUAUCAUGUCAUGCACCUUCACUGUUUCGAUGACCUCUCCUUUCUCGACUAGCACGGCAUUGUGCCCAUCAUCGAGCCAGAGAUUCUGCCUGAUGGGGAUCAUGACCUGAAACGAAGCCAGUACAUCACUGAGAAAGUAAAUAACCUGAACAUGACAGCGUGACCUUGUUGCCUCAUGAGAAAAUGUGAAAUAGAGAAGAGGAGAGAAAGUUAUCCAGACUUUUAUCUGUGUAAUAAUCUGUGUGUUUCAGAUCCUGUCUGCAGUGUACAAGGCCAUGUCAGACCACCAUGUUUACCUGGAGGGCACUCUCCUCAAACCCAACAUGGUCACAGCCGGACAUAGCUGCCCCACCAAGUACAGCCCAGAGGAGGUUGCUAUGGCAACUGUCACCGCCUUGCGCCGCACUGUACCCCCAGCCGUUCCAGGUAAUCAAAGGGCUGUCAACAGAGGAUGUCUCACAAACAUGUGCAGAGUGCACAGGAAUAAAGUGAAAGUAAAAUGACAUUUUUCUGUACCUGCAGGAGUGACUUUUCUCUCAGGUGGUCAGAGUGAAGAGGAGGCUUCUGUCCACCUUAAUGCUAUUAACAACUGCCCUCUGGCUAAACCCUGGAUCCUGACAUUCUCCUUUGGCAGAGCGCUUCAGGCGUCUGCUCUCAGAGCCUGGAGAGGACAUAAAGAGAACGAGAAAGUCGCCACAGAGCAGUUCAUCAAGAGAGCAGAGGCAUGCAAACCUUUUAUUUUCAGCAAUUAAACAAAAAAAGAAAAUCCUUUACUUUCCCUCCAAAUAACCACUGUUUCCUGUCUUGUGUUUGUUUGCAGGCGAACAGCUUAGCAUGUCAAGGGAAGUAUACUGGUGCUGAUCACUACAGUGAGGUCGGCCCGCGUGUCUACGGCUCCUGUCACGCUUACUGAUUUGUCUGUAAAAACCUAAUUUCAGUCAGCAUUGUGUUCUUCAUUACCAUAACAAGGAGAAACUGUAACCUUAAUAAUUUAGUUGUUUUAGGAUCCUGACACUCAUUACUACCUUAAAUGCAAAACAAUUUACAGUGUGUUUUCUUGCCUUGACAAAUGAGGACAAUCACAACAUGGCCUUGGGGAUUUCUAAUGCAUGGAUUGGAUGAAAUAUGUUAGUGUUUUCUUUUGUUUAGUGUACAAUAUACUCUUGUGCCAGUGACGUAUCUAUAGCUUUAAGUAAACUGAUUUCCAGUAGCAUUAGUUUAAACUGCAGCACUCUUCCCCCGAAUCAACCAUAUCUGCACUGUGGCUAGUGCUUGGAAGCUAAAACCCCGGUGUUUCCUUGCACCUUGACUGAACAGCAACUUUCAGGUUAUACUUCAAGUUGAAAGGAUGUAAAUUUAAAGGCAAUGUAAGGUUAAUUUAAGGUUGAUAAUUUAAGAUAGUUGGUGGUUGGUGGGUAACAUUAGCUGUUGUGUGACCAUGGCUAUAAUAAGAGAUGUUGGUCUUAUUUCAAAUGGUCUGAAUUCUUUCGAGGGAAACAAUAACAUUUGUUUAAUUGCUCUUUUACCAUAUUUGAAUUAAAAAACAGUGAAAAGCAUUUAAAACAAAUUAGCACUUGAGCUUCGAAACCUCACAACCUCAGUGGUGUCAAAUAUUCAAUCUAUUUAUGUCGAUAUAUCUUCGUGACAAAAUAAGCCUCUGUCUGUGAGAGUUUAUUUUUGAGGGUGAAGCAGCAGCCUUUUGAGUUAAAGUUAAUUCCUCAUGUGUUAGUUCAUUACAAUCACUAUAAUAGCCAUCUUCAACAUAAUGUGUUUUGGUGUCAUUCUGGAUAUUGUAUUUUGCAUGUGAGUUUGUGUUAACAGCUGUUUAAAAGCACACAUUCAAGCAAUAAAAACAUAGUAAGGUUACGCUCAAUGUGGAUAAUUUUGUUAUUUUGUGAUGAUCAAGGUUGUGGGUCUGUUUCCUACAAGAAAACAUUCAAACUUGUAAGAGGUAUGGGAACAACUCACUAGAAAUGGGUUGUAGUUUUCUUGUCCAAAAGACUGAGAACAUGAUUGAAAACACGUUACACAAAC